AUGGAGACAGAGCCAGAGAUCCCCGAGUUGACCUGGUCCGCGCAGCUCACCGUCGCACACCCGUCGCGGUCCGCGCAGCUGCCCGGCGACAAGAUGCUACUACCGCCUUCCGCCCUCGAACAACUGCUCGCCGCAGCCCCUCUCAUAACUACCGACUCGAAUCUACCACACAUGACCGCCUUCGAUCCCUACAACCCAUACACGUUCGCCGCCGAACGACAGGCACGGUCACAGUUCCAGGACCGCCACCAACGACUACCACACCCGCUUACGUUUCGCCUCGUGAACCCGAGCAAUCGAAGGGUAGUGUAUGCGGGCAUCCGAGAAUUCUCGGCAGAAGAAAGUGAAAUAGUGCUCAGUGGGUUUUUACGGGAGGCUCUGGGCUUGGACGCAGAUUCCACCGAGUCGUCGAGAAAGGCCAGCCCAGAUGGUGAUGCGGAAAUGGUCAACGGUGUAGAACAACUCGGUGUCAACGGCGCACCCUCGGACUCGGUACAGAUAACCGUCCACGCAAAACAACUACCCAAGGGCACAUUCGUGAAGCUGAGACCGCUCGAGGCAGGAUACGACCCUGAGGAUUGGAAGUCGCUGCUUGAGGAGCACUUGCGAUCGAAUUUCACCACCCUCACGAACGGGGAGGUGCUUAUCGCAUAUGGUGGACGAGCUUCGAAUGGCAAGCGGGAAGAAUUCCGAUUUCUCGUCGAUGGUUUUAAGCCGGAAGGAGACGGCAUAUGUGUGGUGGACACAGACCUGGAGGUCGACAUUGAAGCGCUUAAUGAAGAGCAGGCACGCGAGACGCUGAAGAAAAUCAUGGCCAAGAGACAGAAAGCACCAGGUACCGCAGAAGGUAGUUCAGCUGGCGGCGAGAUCGACAUCUUCAAGGCACAGGAGGGCCAAAUACUAGAUGGCGGAUAUGUGGAUUACGUGCUCUCGUCUUGGGACCGCACUCAGGGCCUCGACAUAUCACUGAGUGGGGUUGAUGAAGAGGAUGAGAUAGACCUCUUUGUGAGCCCUUACUCUUCUCGGCAACGAGUACGACCUCGAGAAGACGAACACGUAUUCGCCGAUUACUCAAGUAAAUAUCCGAAACGUAUCUGUUUGCAGCCAACAAACGUAGAGCUCGAAGAUGCAGAAGCGAUAUACGUAUCGGUCCGCGCCUUCCCUUCAAACGAAUCCACAGCUACACCAAAGCAGUACCAGCUCAAAGUGUCCAUCUACGAUGCUCAAUCAGGCCUCGUGUCGGAAAACACGAGCGCUGCUGAGCACCGUCCAGACGAAGUGCAAUGUACGAACUGCCACCAAUGGGUUCCCAAAUCCUCGCUUUUCCUCCACGAGAAUUUCUGCCUUCGUAACAACAUCUUAUGUCCACAAGGCUGUGGUCAGGUCUUUCAGAAGCGCUCUGAAACACUCAAGGACCAUUGGCACUGCCCGCACGAUACCUUCACGGGUGACACAUCCAUCUCCCGCAGCAAGCAUGAGGCACUCUACCACACAUCACAAGUGUGUCCAUCUUGCAACAUGGAUUUCCCUUCCAUACCAACCCUUGCCUCACAUAGGGUGACAGAAUGUCCAGGGAAGCUGAUCCUGUGUCGCUUCUGCCACCUGCAAGUCCCGCAAGAAGGUGAUCCGACAGGACCUCCCAACCCCGAAUUGCUCCUCUCAGGCCUCACACCCCAUGAGCUUGCAGACGGAGGUCGAACAACAGAGUGUCACCUUUGUAGCAGAAUCGUCCGCUUCAGGGACAUGGACACGCACCUUAAGCACCACGACCUCGAGCGCCUGUCUCGCUAUACGCCCCGACUUUGCCGCAACAUAAAUUGCGGCCGGACACAAGAUGGUGCGAGUAAACUUGGCGAUACACGGGCAGGCACUCGAAAAGGCCAAGGUCCAGGCAAUGAGAUCGGCCUGUGCAGUGUAUGUUUCGGUCCCCUAUAUGUAUCACUGCAUGAUCCUGAGGGUAAAGCGCUCCGCCGUCGCAUCGAGCGCCGGUACUUGUCGCAGCUUCUUACAGGCUGUGGUAAGGCAUGGUGCAAGAACAAGUUUUGCCGUACAGGGCGCAAGAACGCUUCUGGUAUUGACAAGGCGGUCCCGACAAAGGAUGCUAUUCCGCUGGUGAAGCCGUUCCUGGAGGGCAUGGAUGGGCACGGUCACGAGACGCCGCUGCACUUCUGUACGGAUGAGGCUAGCCAGCGGAGGCGAGCGUUGUCAGAGAUGCUCAGCGCAGAGAAGGGACUUGAAGGCAAGGGCGGAUAUAGCAUGGAGUGGUGCGUUGCUGCGUUGGAAGCAGAGGGCGGCGACCUAGAUAAAGCGAGAGGAUGGCUGAAAGGGUGGGCGCCGCAGAGGACCGAGGAGGCGUCGUGA
This is a messenger RNA of Didymosphaeria variabile, 2361 nucleotides long. RefSeq lists its product as uncharacterized. The record is from RefSeq and is a predicted model, not a curated record. Gene Ontology annotation, molecular function: polyubiquitin modification-dependent protein binding. NCBI's taxonomy places the organism in Eukaryota, Fungi, Ascomycota, Dothideomycetes, Pleosporales, Didymosphaeriaceae. Bases 1 to 2361 code for a protein of 786 amino acids. Gene Ontology annotation, cellular component: VCP-NPL4-UFD1 AAA ATPase complex. The transcript has a single exon.